Prorocentrum cordatum is the source of this 425-nucleotide messenger RNA. The record is from the annotation of a GenBank genome assembly. NCBI's taxonomy places the organism in Eukaryota, Dinophyceae, Prorocentrales, Prorocentraceae.
GGAUUUCCGACAGCAAGCUGCAGGCAACCAUCGAGCGCUUCCACGAAGCAGCAGGUCUGGACUCCGGCAAUUGUGAAUUGUUGGAGGGCAACCCAGUGAUAAAGAAGAUGAAGGCUGAGCUCGUGGAGAUGCAACGCCACAAGAAGAACCACAGCGAGCAGCUCGUCAGCAUGCAGCAGUCGACGCCCACUACUUCUUGUAAUGCGCGGGCGAUUCGUAACAUGUUUGAAGGUAACCUUGCCGGCUUUAACUUCGACGGCUCUAACCCCAGAGGCCGUGGCAAAGGACGCGGCAGCUUCCCCCGGGCGCAGCCCGUGCCUACUGCGCAUGAGAACGGGCCCAUCAUGAUCAACAUGGUGACUACGGAGACACACGAGGCCGCCCCCGCAUGUAUGGCAUAUGCAAAGAUCGGGCUGAUGCAUUGA